AUGCCUAAGUUCAGCUCAGUCAGAAACGGUUCUUUUCCAUAUCAUUCUCAUUUUGUCAUGUCUGUUGUUAUUGCAGAGGAUCUUGCCCUCAGAGAAUUUGAUAGAUACCUAGAAAAUUUGGUGAAUAUUUCUGCUCGACAGCAUUUAGAAUCAUUGAGACAUGGCAUUUGUAAAUCAUUUUCUGAAGAUUCUUCAUCAUCUUCACAAUCUUAUAUCUCUGAUCGGAACCCUGAAUUCUAUGAAAAAGCCUCAGGCCGUAGGGAUGAAUUGCUUGUAUAUCCAAGAUCUGAGAUUGUACAAACCGACUCCAGUCAUGCAGCUGUUUCAUUCAUUUCUAAAGGCAUCGCAACUCGUGUACAGAGAACAUUGCGAGGUUCAUCUGAUGAUAUUGGAUGGUUGCAGCGCAUUCCUAGCAUGCCUUCUGUGGAUGAUGGUACAGAAAGAUUCUUGGAAUUGCUUGCAGGAAUAAGGAAGGGAAAGCACGAACUGCCUGACUCAUUUGUUUAUCUGCUAAUUCCAGGACUCUUUAGCAAUCAUGGUCCAUUGUAUUUUGUUGGAACUAAGAGAUUCUUUUCGAAGAUGGGUCUAGCAUGCCAUAUUGCCAAAAUUCACAGUGAGGUAUCUGUUGAGCACAACGCGUGGGAGCUGAAGCAAUAUAUCGAGGAGCUUUACUGGGGAUCUGGUAAGCGUGUGAUGUUGUUAGGGCACAGCAAGGGUGGUGUUGAUGCUGCAGCUGCAUUGUCAAUCUACUGGAAUGAUUUGAAAGACAAAGUUGCUGGUUUAGCACUAGUACAGUGUCCAUAUGGGGGCACUCCUUUAGCUUCUGAUAUUCUUCGUGAAGGUCAGAUUGCUGACAAAGAAACCCGAAGGAUAAUGGAGUUUUUGAUAUGCAAGCUAAUCAAGGGUGAUAUACGGGCGCUGGAGGAUCUUACAUAUGACAAAAGGAAGGAGUUCAUCAUGAAGUACAAGCUUCCUGCAGAGAAAAUUCCUCUAAUUUCCUUCCAUUCUGAGGCAAGUAUAGCCCCUGGUGUCCUUGCCACAAUGACUCAUAUAGCUCAUGCAGAAGUUCCAUGGCUUCCCCUUGCGAAAUUUGGCAAUGAAGAAUCGGAUAACAUUGUUCAAGCUAGUCACCAGUUGCCUGUAGUGAUUCCUUUAUCUGCGGCAAUGGCUGUGUGUGCACUCCACCUAAAACUCAGGUAUGGGGAGAAGAGUGAUGGCUUAGUGACAUGCCGUGAUGCUGAAGUUCCAGGUUCAGUUGUAGUCAAGCCAGAUCGGAAGCUUGACCAUGCAUGGAUGGUUUAUUCUUCGAGGAAAAAGAAUGCUAGUGAGGCCGAUGCUUCUGAAAUGUGUGAGGCUUUAUUAACUCUGCUUGUUGAGCUCGGCAAGGGAAAAGGUUUGAAUUGA
Messenger RNA from Fragaria vesca subsp. vesca, 1404 nucleotides. RefSeq lists its product as uncharacterized. The record is from RefSeq and is a predicted model, not a curated record. The coding region runs from base 1 to 1404 and encodes 467 amino acids. Lineage: Eukaryota; Viridiplantae; Streptophyta; Magnoliopsida; Rosales; Rosaceae. The transcript has 6 exons.